Homarus americanus (American lobster) is the source of this 610-nucleotide messenger RNA. Its product is annotated as receptor-type guanylate cyclase gcy-28-like. NCBI's taxonomy places the organism in Eukaryota, Metazoa, Arthropoda, Malacostraca, Decapoda, Nephropidae. The record is from RefSeq and is a predicted model, not a curated record. The transcript has 6 exons. The coding region runs from base 80 to 610 and encodes 176 amino acids.
CAACGUAGUACCGCCGUGGUUCACUGGCAACAUCUCCAUCGACGCCAGCGGACAGGAAGGCUGACUACCCCUCCUGGACAUGAACCCCCACACAGGCGUCUUUGAGUCUGUGGCGACGUACUACGGAGAGAGCGAGAGCCUGGAGUUCACUGGUAACAUCUCGUGGCCAGGAGGAAGACCGCCCAGGGACCAGCCCGUGUGUGGCUUCGACAUGUCUCUGUGUCCCGAGACUCACGGCCCCUGGAGCAUCGUGGCCGGCCUGCUGGCGCUGCUGGUGGUGGUGAUGGCCGUGGGUAGUGUCUUCAUCUACAGGCACUACAAGCUGGAGGCUGACCUGGCCUCCAUGACGUGGAGGAUCUCCUGGGAGGACGUGGAGAUCACAGAGAAGACCAAGAGAGGAAAGUGUGGCUCCAAGAUCUCCAUCGGCAAGAUGAGUGUCAAUACCUACACCUCAGUGGACUCCCUGGUAGACAAUCGGCAGGUGUUUAUUCGAACCGCCACUGGAUGGCGUUCUGCACUGAGCGAACUACGGACUCACGGUAAUCUCAAGUCCAGUAUCCGUGGUGGACUCGCUUGUACUCAGCUGACUGACUUUGACUCCACAGCUUAA